AUACCUGAGAAAGGUCCACUAGUUAGAAAUCUUCAAAUCUGUUGUAUGAUAGAUAGUCAACUGUUGGUCCAUGGCUUCAUCUGUUAGGAGUGCUUAGUAUUUUAAGAUGAACAUUGAGUUUUCAACGCACACCGGCACACGGCACACUGAACAUUAGGCUUCAAAGUUUACCAGCUUUCCUUACAAAUUCUUGUAGUACUACAUAUUUCUCGGUAGUGUUCCUUUGUUUACUGGAAUAGCAGGUCUGAAAUACUGCUAGUUUGGUUCAUCAUUCCAUGUGCUGAUAUGGUUUGAUAAUUACAGACUGAUGGAGUUUGAUCUGUCCUUUUUCGUUAGGUGACUAGGAGUAUGUCUUUUGCUAUGUCCUUGAAGCAUCUGCUUGUAUAUUUUAGCCAUGACUUCUGGAGGUUUAGGUAGUAGGACCGUAGGAGUAAUUCAGUAAUAACUAGAUAGUAGCAGUUAAUAUACUAGUCCUAAAUAGGAGCAGGAUAUAAUUUGUUGAGUUGCUUAUGGAGAAGAAGUUGUUUUCAAUAAGAGGGAACAAGUUGAUUAAGUUUCCCGAUUGCUUGGGACGGUCAAUAGCAGCAAACGAUUUGGCAUACUAGUACCAGUAGUAUAAUAUAUAGAAGUAUAUUGGGUUGGUGCAACUUCGUCCAUUUUGUCAUUGGCUUCAAUAAAACUAGUUGUAGUACAGUGGUUGCAUAAAUAAGUAUUUCAGUAAAUUAGUCCUAGGUGCACCAUGAUAGUGGUGAAUUUAAAAUAAAGCUUCAGAUUCAUACUGGUAUUGUAGUUGCUUUUAAUUUGGUCUUGAAAAGAAAACCAAACCAAACCUGCGACACAGGCAGGCAGCUAGAGGGUAGCUGCUCUGCUCGAUCCAUUCCAUUCCAUGCCGCCGCCCUCCUUCCCAUCAUCCUUAAUCCUUCAAUUUAAUUGCACUUGAUUAAUAGCUAGUGAUAGUGGAAGGAACUGGUAGGCAAUGGCUACCACGCCGGAGGCGGCGGAGUCCCUCCGAUUCCGAUGGCCGGCAGCGGAGGAGGAGUUCGACAACGACAUGGUCCUCCCCUACAUCUCCCGCCUCCUCAUGGAGGACGACGUCCACGACCACUUCUUCUACCAGUACCCCGACCACCCCGCCCUCCUCCGCGCCCAGCAGCCAUUCGCCCAGAUCCUCGCCUCCUCCCCCUCCUCCGCCGCCGGCGCCUCGUCGUCGUCCUCCUCCUCCGAUGCCCCGCCCAGCCGCCCCUUCUUCGAUGACGAGGCGGCCACCGCCAAGACUUUCCCCACUGCUGCGGUCCACAGCGUUGACCACCAGUACUCCGGCGGCCUCGACAUGGUCAACAUGGCGUUCCUCAAGGGCAUGGAGGAAGCCAACAAGUUCCUGCCCACCAACACCCUCCUCCUCUCGACCGACUCUUCUACUACCUUGCAGUUGCAGGUUCAGGGUGAGGUAGUCGUCGACGGACAUGGAAUGCUCGGGGGGGUCGGGGGAGCAGCUGCAGCUCAUGCUCAUGGUGCAAUCAACAGCAAGAAAGUCAACUGCAGGGACGACGACUUGGAAGCUGGCACUGGCAGGGCCACCAAACUGAUGGCGCCCGAGCCGGAGCUGGAGGAGGAAGGUGCACGCCAGAUGUUCGACGAAAUGAUGCUCCAGGAGCACGAGAUUUGCAUGAAGGGGGUGAAGCAGCUGAGCCUCAAGUCCAAGAGCAGCAGCAGCAAGAAGGCGCGGGGGAGACGCACUGUGAUCCACACCGAGCCGGUGGACCUGCACAACCUGCUGCUCCACUGCGCGCAGGCGGUGGCCACGGACGACCGCCGGAGCGCGCACGAGCUGCUGAGGCAGAUCAAGCAGCACUCGUCGGCGUGGGGAGACGCCGGACAGAGGCUGGCGCACUGCUUCGCGCAAGGGCUGGAGGCCCGGCUCGCCGGCACGGGGAGCCAGGUGUACCAGUCGCUCAUGUCGCAGCGCACCUCCGUGGUCGACUUCCUCAAGGCGUACCGGCUGUACAUGGAAGCCUGCUGCUGCAAGAAGGUGGCCUUCGUCUUCUCCAACAAGACCAUCUACGACGCCGUCGCCGGGAGGCGCAAGCUGCAUAUCGUCGACUACGGCCUCAGCUACGGGUUCCAGUGGCCUGGGUUGCUGCGCGAGCUCGCGGCACGGAGAGGCGGCCCACCGGAGGUGAGGAUCACCGGCAUUGACCUACCUCAGCCGGGAUUCCGCCCUGACCAACACAUCGAGGAGACCGGGCGGCGGCUGAGCAGGUACGCCGACGAGCUCGGCGUGCCGUUCAAGUUCCACGGCAUCGCGGCGACGAAGAAGGAGAGCGUGAGGCGGGAGGAGCUGGGCGAGGCGGAGGAAGACGAGGUGGUGGUGGUGAUCAGCCUGUGCCAUUUCAGGAACGUGAUGGACGAGAGCCUGCAGGAGGACAGCAGCAGGAGCCCCAGGGACGAGGUGCUGGGGAACAUCCGCAGGAUGCGCCCCGACGUGUUCAUCCAUGGCAUCAUGAACGGAGCCUACGGCGCGACCUACUUCCUGACACGCUUCCGGGAGGCUCUCUACUACUACGCGGCGCAGUUCGACCUGCUGGACGCGACGGUGGGGCGGGAGAGCCACGAGCGGAUGCUGGUGGAGCGGGACAUCUUCGGGCGGGCGGCUCUGAACGUGAUCGCCUGCGAGGGCGCGGAGCGGGUGGAGCGGCCGGAGAUGUACAAGCAGUGGCAGGCGAGGAACCAGCGCGCGGGGCUGAGGCAGCUGCCGCUGAAUCCGCAGGUUGUGAGGCUGGUGCUGGACAAGGUGAGGGACAAGUACCACAAGGACUUCGUGGUGGACGAGGAUCAACGCUGGUUGCUGCACAGGUGGAAGGGCCGCGUGCUCUACGCCUUGUCCACUUGGGUUGCCCAACACUAGCUCUUAGCCUCUUACCAAUUAUUUAUACCAAUUUUCAGAUAUGCACAUCAUAAGUACAACCAUGUCUAUGAUCGAUGUGGACCAUGGUUGAGUAAACCCUAUUGUAUGUUUCUUGUAUCACAUUUUUGCUCCUCCUUGGUCAUGGUGACCACUGACCACUACCUGAUUUACUACUCCAGUUAA
Messenger RNA from Oryza sativa Japonica Group (Japanese rice), 3088 nucleotides. RefSeq names its product scarecrow-like protein 14. Gene Ontology annotation, cellular component: nucleus. The record is from RefSeq and is a predicted model, not a curated record. Gene Ontology annotation, biological process: regulation of DNA-templated transcription. Gene Ontology annotation, molecular function: sequence-specific DNA binding; DNA-binding transcription factor activity. NCBI's taxonomy places the organism in Eukaryota, Viridiplantae, Streptophyta, Magnoliopsida, Poales, Poaceae.